CCAGAGCAUGCACUGCGAACAUAUCCAAUUAUUCCCCUUGAAGCACCAAACACUUGCCCGUGAUAUAUUGGCCCCAUGGUAUUGCCAACCAGCCAGCACACACACUUUGUCACGGGAUCUUUAUAUCGGUCUGUUGUGUUCAGGGAUAAACACCAGAGAGAUCUUCGUUAAUAAAUUACGAGUAUUAUGAGCAACCACUUAAAUGAACUUUCUAUAUAAAGCCUAUAGUCCCACUACGACCUCAUUGCAAUCAAGUGGAAGAGUGAAUAAGAUUUAAUUAACAUGGAGGGAUACAAGAUGAAGGUUAUGAUUGUGGGGAUGGUGUUGGGCAUGGUGAUGAUUGGGAUGGCCAAUGGGCAAUAUUACUCGUUUUGUCGCAUGCCCAGCGAUGGGAUGGCGGCAUGCAAGCCGAGUGUGAGUGGAGACAACCCUGUUGAUCCUUCCACUGAUUGCUGCUCAGCCAUUGCUAAGGCUGAUCUUAAAUGCUUCUGCCGCUACAAGGAUUCGGGACUUCUCUCUAUGUAUGGCGUUGAUCCCAACAAGUGCAUGGAACUCCCUGUUAAAUGCAAGGUUGUGGACUCUUUCCACUGCUAGAUUAUUAGUCAAUUCGUCAGGGGGCACUAAUUACUAUAAAAUACACAACAUGGGCACUUAAUUAUAGAUGUAGUCAAGUUGCCCUUGUUAAUUUGCUAGCUUCCCCUUUUUCUGUUUCUUAUUUUCCAACGUGUUUGUUGCAAAUGUUAUGGAUCAUGGCGACUUUGUUUUUGUUUGUUGUUGUUGUUGUAACUUGUAAUUGUGUGAUUUCUCUGUUUCUCUACUUUAGUUUUGGUUAUAAUAUUGUUACGUGCAACUUCAUUUUGGUUUGUUGUGAA
Glycine soja is the source of this 872-nucleotide messenger RNA. RefSeq names its product putative lipid-transfer protein DIR1. The record is from RefSeq and is a predicted model, not a curated record. NCBI's taxonomy places the organism in Eukaryota, Viridiplantae, Streptophyta, Magnoliopsida, Fabales, Fabaceae. Gene Ontology annotation, molecular function: fatty acid binding. Gene Ontology annotation, biological process: systemic acquired resistance. The transcript has a single exon. Bases 283 to 594 code for a protein of 103 amino acids.